GGAUAAUCUCGUAUCAUCGUCUAUCCUGAUCCUUCUGAAUGGCCCCCAAUCUCGCUGUUCUCCAGCCAGUCAUGCUUGCUCUCUGCAGUCCACUCGUGCCCCGAUGCCCACCCCCCUGCCCCCCUGGAGGGUCUUCCGGGCUCCCCAUUCCACAUGCUCGACGACUGCGACUCUCCACGUCAAGGCUCGAAGCGAACCUGAGACUAACGAUGCUCUAGCGCUCAUGCCAGGGUCUGCGGAAUGCCCACGAGGCUGCCGCUGCAUUCUCAUCCUCAGUCCUGAAUUCUUUGGCUUCAUGCCUCGCUGCUCUCCUCCAUGCGGUACCAGUGGCUCGGACUCCGCCGUGGCCUCCUGAGCCCCAAGCUGCUGCUGCUGGAUCUCAGCGCCUACACUCGUCGCCUGCUGCCCGCCUUCCUGCUGCUGUAUCUGGCCCUGCUGUUCGUUGCCCGCCAGCACUCGCUCCGUGAUCCGACCUCCAGCUUCUUCCAGGAGUCCACCGGCUACUCGCCCACCUAUUCCACCGUCCGCACCGCCCAGGCAAACCAGUACAUCCAGGAUGCUGAACAGGGCAGAGGCGAGUCCUGGCGAUGGAGAUCGUCUGACAGCCCGUCCUUCUGCGUCGGCGUUGCGACCGUCGCGCGCAACAACACCCGCUACUUCAAGACCAUGGUAGGCUCGCUGCUUGAUGGCCUGAGCCAGUCUGAGCGCGCGGACAUGCACCUGCUGCUCUUCGUCGCCCAUACCGACCCCUCGCAGCACCCUGCAUACUCGGAGCCGUGGCUCAAUCGAGUGCCCGACCAGGUGCUGUUGUACGACAAUGCGACCGUUGAUAUCGACCACAUCCGCAGUCUGGAGUCCAGCGAGGCCCGCUUUGACGGGCGCGAAAAGGCGCUGUUUGAUUAUACCUAUCUGCUGAAGGCCUGCGAAGCCGUCGGUGCCCAGUACGUGGUGAUGCUGGAAGACGAUGUCCUGGCAAUGGAUGGCUGGUACCACCGCACGCGGCAGGCUUUGCACUCUAUAAAAGAUCAGAUGAGUGUAAAGGGGGCUGAGGCUUGGCUGUAUUUCCGUCUCUUCUACACCGAAGAGUUCCUUGGCUGGAACUCCGAAGAGUGGCCAACAUACCUGUUCUUCUCGCUCGUCACCGUGGGCUGCGUUGCCUUUCUUCUACUGGGCGCGCGCAGCUACCAGCCCAAGAUGUAUCCCUUUGUUCCAAACGACCUGGUCCUGGUAAUCUGCGGAGUGUUCACGCCUCUCCUGAUCGGCCUCUACUUUGCGUCAGGUCGAGUCACGAUGCGCCCCAUCCCUGCUGGAGUGCACGAGAUGCCCAAGUUUGGCUGCUGCUCUCAGGCCUUCGUCUUCCCUCAGUCCCGUGUCCCCGACCUAAUCAGCAUGUAUGAGGAAAAGAGAAUAGGAUACGUGGACAUGCUGACGGAAGAUUUUGCGAACGACCGCGACGAGAUCCGAUGGGCCAUCACCCCCAGUGUCAUGCAGCAUGUCGGCCGCAGGAGCUCCAAGGAUGCCCUGAACGAGCCCGAGGCGAAGAAACUCCUGGCGAGUCUCUGGAAUUUUGCAUUUGAAACGAAUGAUGCCGCUGCCCUGCGCCGGGAGCAUGAGGCGUAUCUGAGUGGUGCCACUGCUCACCCUGGUGGUUCAUAGCCGAAGUGUAUAUAGUAUAUCUGGGUUUAGCCAUGUAUAAUAUGAUAAUCUGGAC
Aspergillus versicolor CBS 583.65 is the source of this 1711-nucleotide messenger RNA. RefSeq lists its product as uncharacterized. Gene Ontology annotation, cellular component: Golgi membrane. The transcript has 2 exons. Gene Ontology annotation, molecular function: glycosyltransferase activity. The record is from RefSeq and is a predicted model, not a curated record. Gene Ontology annotation, biological process: GPI anchor biosynthetic process. The coding region runs from base 316 to 1656 and encodes 446 amino acids. NCBI's taxonomy places the organism in Eukaryota, Fungi, Ascomycota, Eurotiomycetes, Eurotiales, Aspergillaceae.